AGACCACAAGGUGGCGGUAACAACACAUACUGGAACACCAAGCAGACAAAACUUGAAAACAUCACGUCUACACGUGUUUAUUGCGGAUCCAUGCAGCGUUUUUUAGGCUGAGUUUUCGCAUCUUUGGAGUGAGAAGACUUUGGGAAGUCAUGCCUGGGAAGACAACGAACCGGAAGCGUAAGGGAGAGCCGAUGAAAAGCCCGGAGAACCGCUCAGCAGCCCGGGAUGCAGAGAGCGGAGGAGCGGGAAGAGGAGCGGGAAGAGGAGCGGGCUGGCUGCGGGACAAAGUGCAGGAGAUCCGGGGAAACUCGGCCGGGUGUAAACUCAACACGAAGCGGCUCCGGUUUCUGUCUGACGCCCAGAAAGUGAGACAGCGCUGCGGGGCGGUGCUUUACUGGAUGUUCCGGGAUCAGAGAGUGCAAGAUAACUGGGCGCUGGUUUACGCUCAGCAGCUCGCUCUGGAAGAGAACUUGCCCCUGCACGUGUGUUUCUGCCUCGUCCCGCGGUAUCUAGACUCGACUUACCGCCAGUACGCCUUCAUGCUCCGGGGACUGCAGGAGGUGGCCAAGGAGUGUUCAGGCCUGGACAUUCAGUUCCACCUCCUGCGCGGCGAGCCUGAGCUGACGCUGCCUGGUUUUGUGAAACACUGGGACGUCGGCGCCGUUGUGACCGAUUUCAACCCCCUCAGACUUCCGUUGCAGUGGAUCGAACGUGUGAAAAAGGAGCUUCCGGCCGACGUCCCCUUCGUUCAGGUCGACGCCCAUAACCUGGUGCCGUGCUGGGAGGCAUCUGAUAAACUGGAGUACGCAGCGAGAACCAUUCGUGGGAAGAUCACCAAGCUCCUCCCGGAGUUCCUCACCGAGUUUCCUCCAGUGCUUACACACCCUCAUGUGUCCACCAAAACGGCAAAGAAGGUGGAUUGGGAGGAAGUGAUGUCAUCACUGGAGGUAGACCGCAGUGUCGGCGAGGUGUCGUGGGCGCAGCCAGGGGCAGCCGGAGGCAUCGCCAUGCUCGAGUCCUUUAUAGACGAACGGUUGCGUCUUUUUGCCACGGAGCGGAACAACCCGAACGCCGAUGCACUCAGCCACCUCUCGCCGUGGAUCCACUCAGGUCAGAUAUCGGCUCAGCGCGUGCUGUUGGAGGUGAAGCGUUGGGGGAAACGCUUGACCGAGUCCGUGGCCUCCUUCACUGAGGAGCUGGUGGUGCGCAGAGAGCUGGCCGAUAACUUCUGCUUCUACAACGACAACUACGACAACCUUAACGGUGCGUAUGAUUGGGCGAAGAAGACGCUGCAAGAUCACGCUAAAGACCCUCGUCCUCACCUGUACACGCGAGAACAGCUGGAAAACGCACGUACAUAUGACCAGCUGUGGAACGCCGCACAGAGGCAGCUCUUGCAAGAGGGAAGGAUGCACGGUUUUAUGCGCAUGUACUGGGCUAAGAAGAUCCUGGAGUGGACGUCUUCACCCGAGGAGGCGGUGAACAUCUCCAUCUACCUUAACGACCGCUACGCGCUGGACGGCUGCGACCCGAACGGAUACGUGGGCUGCAUGUGGUCCACCUGUGGGAUUCACGAUCAGGGUUGGGCCGAGCGCCCCGUUUUUGGUAAAGUGCGCUACAUGAACUACGCAGGCUGUAAGCGCAAGUUUGACGUGGGCCAGUUCGAGAGGAGGUACCCUGAGAAGAAGGCCUGAGCUACAGUUGUAACUCACACUCGGAGCUGUACUCAACCCCACCUGAAUCAUGAUGCAGUCUGUCAUUCUGACACUUUUAGAGUUUUAUGAGUCUCGGCAUUCUGUUAAACCUGGCAGGGUGUGUGUAUUUGUAAAAAAAAAAACCCUGCAUUUGGUUAAAUACCAGAAAAAAGAUUAGCGUUAAUUCCUGUAGAAAGAAAAAUCCUGGUAUAUUUGACUACUUUUGUCUUAAAAAAAAUAAAUAAAUAAAUA
Molecule: messenger RNA, 1946 nt
Organism: Clarias gariepinus (North African catfish)
Lineage: Eukaryota; Metazoa; Chordata; Actinopteri; Siluriformes; Clariidae
Gene: cpdp
Product: CPD photolyase
Exons: 9
Coding region: 150-1694 (514 amino acids)
Biological process (GO): photoreactive repair
Molecular function (GO): deoxyribodipyrimidine photo-lyase activity
Source: RefSeq, a predicted model, not a curated record